UUUUUUUUUUUUUUUUUUUUUACAUGUCAAGUCUCCUACGAUUGUGGCCAUUGACUAGUGGACUCCAUCGUCAGUUGGGGAAGAACAACCAUGGCUUUCAAUAAAGUGUCACCAACCCCAGUCCCAAUCCCAAACAAUCAAUUUCAAGAAACCCAAGAAAUGAAUAAUAAUAAUAAUUACAAUAAGGUGGAAAUUCCUCAAAUCCAGAAGAAACCCAGGGUACUAUGCCUCCAUGGAUUCAGGACAAGUGCUGAAAUCCUCAAAAAACAGGUCGGACGGUGGCCUCAAACCCUCCUCGGAAAGCUCGACCUCGCCUUCGUUGAUGGGCCUUGUUUGGCCCGAGGCAAAUCUGAUGUUGAAGCCUUCUUUGAUCCUCCCUACUAUGAAUGGUUCCAUUCUAACCAGGAUUUUACAGAGUACUACAAUUUCGAAGAAUGUCUUGCUUAUCUAGAAGAUUAUAUGAUUAAGCAUGGACCUUUUGAUGGUCUGCUUGGUUUUUCCCAGGGAGCACUUUUAUCAGCAGCAUUGCCGGGGAUGCAAUUGGAGGGAGUGGCUCUAACCAAGGUUCCAAUGAUAAAGUUUCUGAUAAUAAUAUCAGGGGCUAAGUUUGGUGGACACAAGUUUGGUUUGCCCAAACUGGCUGCUAAUGCAUUUUCCUCCCCCAUCAAAUUACCAUCCCUCCACAUUAUAGGUGAGACUGACUUCUUGAAGGAACAUGGGAUCGCAUUAUUGGAAUCAUUUCAGGACCCCAUUGUAAUUUACCACGCCAAGGGGCACACAGUACCAAGACUUGAUGAGAAAGGCGUGGGUACAGUGCUUGGCUUCAUUGAGAAGAUUUGGCAGAUGCAAUUGCAGGAAGAAAUAGAACAAUAAUAUUGUGCUUAGAUGUGAAUGUUGCCAAUUUGUUCUCUUGAAAUAUUAUGAGACAUUAAUAAUAUAUAACUUAUUAACUUUGUUGUGAUGUUAGAAAUCAAUCAUUAACUUUGUAAGUUAUCUGAAAAUAGAUGUGUAGGAUUAGGGUUUCCCCUAAGUCUGAGAUAUGUUGAAUAGAAUAGAAAGCUCAUUUAUUUGUA
This is a messenger RNA of Camellia sinensis, 1073 nucleotides long. RefSeq lists its product as uncharacterized. The record is from RefSeq and is a predicted model, not a curated record. Lineage: Eukaryota; Viridiplantae; Streptophyta; Magnoliopsida; Ericales; Theaceae.